GUGCCCCGCGUCGUCCUGGGCUUCCUCACCGGGUGCUGCGCCUGUGCCCUGCUGCGGCCGCCCCCGGUCUGGCGCGCGCCGCUGGGCCCCGGCGCGUGCGCCGAGGAGCCGCUCCGCGAGGCGCAGGCAGACGACGUUGGCGCCCUUGCGGGGGCGCCGCUGCCGGAGCCCUCGGCGCCGCACGUCGCGGGCCCUGGAGACGGGCGCUCCGGCCGAGGCCAGCGACGACCGAGAAGCUCCGCCCUCUGCGCUCAAGUGGCUGGACGGCGACCUCCACUUCCUGACGGCUGCACCAUGCUGGCGCUCUCGCUCC
This is a messenger RNA of Prorocentrum cordatum, 313 nucleotides long. The record is from the annotation of a GenBank genome assembly. NCBI's taxonomy places the organism in Eukaryota, Dinophyceae, Prorocentrales, Prorocentraceae.